This is a messenger RNA of Chrysemys picta bellii (western painted turtle), 3320 nucleotides long. It is a transcript of the gene BMPR1A, whose product is annotated as bone morphogenetic protein receptor type 1A. Gene Ontology annotation, cellular component: plasma membrane; signaling receptor complex. Lineage: Eukaryota; Metazoa; Chordata; Testudines; Emydidae. Gene Ontology annotation, biological process: cellular response to growth factor stimulus; dorsal/ventral pattern formation; protein phosphorylation. The record is from RefSeq and is a predicted model, not a curated record. Gene Ontology annotation, molecular function: ATP binding; SMAD binding; transforming growth factor beta receptor activity, type I.
GGGGCGGGCGGGAAGCCUUCGGGAAUCUCCGCCGAGCAGCGCUCGGCUCCCCUCGGGAGGCACUGGUAGCAGUUGGAGGUUGGCGGCGCGUGAGGGCGGUGGUGUCCCACUGGGGUGCUAGCCCCGAGUGAGCCAGUCUGGCUGCGGCGGUUGCGCGCUCCGCCUCCUCCUCCCCGGUGCUUGGUUGGUGUCGCUGGCUGCAGUGAUUGGAGUCCUGCUCCCCCCUCCCGCAUUCAGAGGGCUCUGGCCGGGCGUCGGGAUUGUGAGCGGUGGCGGCGGAGCCUGCGCCGUGUCCCCAUCUCCUCGCGCCCCCGCCUCCACCCCCACCGUCUAGCCGGGCCGUGUGAGGCCAGGAGCCGCUCGCAGGGUGCACGGGGAGCGACCCCCAGCGAAGAGAAUGACGGACCCCUGCGACGGAUUAAUAGAAAUAUGCAUUGCUAUAAUAUCAUAUUGGAAUUGAUGAAGUGGAAAUACAGAUGAAGACAGUCUGAAGAAGAUUUUACAUAAAAUAUACUUCCAUCCAACUCCCCAACUGAGGAGACAAGUUGGAAUAUUUAUUAAAUCAUCACUACUGUCCGCCACCAAAUCUCAUCAGGCUUCACUGAACAAACCAAGUUUAAAAUUUGUCAAGCAGCAGGGCCAGUUGCUAAGGGUGACAGUGCACGGGAAGGAUUAAAAGUGAACAAUGACUCAACUGAAAGUAUACGUCAGAUUACUGGGAGCCUAUCUGUUCAUCAGUCUUCAUGUUCAAGGGCAAAAUCUAGACAGCGUGCUCCAUGGCACAGGAAUGAAGACAAAUCCUGACCAGAAGAAACAGGCAAAUGGAGUAACAUUGGCUCCAGAGGACACCUUACCUUUUCUACAGUGCUACUGUUCAGGACAUUGUCCGGAUGAUGCUAUUAAUAACACAUGCAUAACUAACGGGCAUUGCUUUGCCAUUGUUGAAGAAGAUGAACAUGGAGAACCCAUCCUUGCUUCAGGUUGCAUGAAGUAUGAAGGUUCAGAUUUUCAGUGCAAGGAUUCCCCAAAAGCACAGCUACGUCGGACAAUUGAAUGCUGUCGAACUGAUUUCUGCAAUCGGGAUCUACAGCCCACACUACCGCCACUUGGUAGUACAGAUGGACUUUUUGAUGGCAGCGUUCGUUGGAUGGCCGUGCUGAUUUCUAUGGCAGUCUGCAUCAUUGUUAUGAUCAUCUUAUUUAGCUGCCUUUGUUACAAACAUUACUGUAGAUGGGUAGCAAAAAGACGUUGUUAUAAUCGUGAUCUGGAGCAAGAUGAAGCAUUUAUUCCAGCCGGGGAGUCAUUAAAGGAUCUUAUUGACCAGUCACAGAGUUCUGGCAGUGGAUCAGGACUACCUCUGUUGGUUCAGCGCACUAUUGCCAAACAGAUUCAGAUGGUGCGGCAAGUUGGGAAAGGGCGAUAUGGUGAGGUGUGGAUGGGUAAAUGGCGAGGCGAAAAAGUGGCAGUCAAAGUAUUUUUUACCACUGAGGAAGCCAGUUGGUUCAGAGAAACUGAGAUUUACCAGACUGUUCUAAUGCGUCAUGAAAACAUACUUGGUUUUAUAGCAGCUGAUAUUAAAGGCACAGGCUCCUGGACACAACUUUACUUGAUUACAGAUUACCAUGAAAAUGGAUCCUUGUAUGACUUCCUGAAAUGUGCCACACUUGACAACAGGGCUUUGCUCAAACUGGCUUAUUCUGCUGCAUGUGGUCUGUGCCAUCUACACACAGAAAUUUAUGGGACACAAGGCAAGCCUGCUAUUGCACACAGGGACCUGAAGAGUAAAAAUAUCUUGAUAAAGAAAAAUGGAAGCUGCUGUAUUGCCGACCUGGGUCUUGCAGUGAAAUUUAACAGUGAUACGAAUGAAGUUGAUGUCCCUUUGAAUACUAGAGUGGGAACAAAACGUUACAUGGCCCCAGAAGUCCUAGAUGAAAGCCUAAAUAAAAAUCAUUUCCAACCAUAUAUCAUGGCUGACAUCUACAGUUUUGGCUUGAUCAUUUGGGAAAUGGCUCGGCGUUGUGUCACAGGAGGUAUUGUUGAAGAGUACCAGUUGCCAUAUUAUGACAUGGUGCCGAAUGAUCCAUCUUAUGAAGAUAUGAGAGAGGUGGUAUGUGUCAAGCGCCUACGCCCAGUGGUAUCUAACAGAUGGAAUAGCGAUGAAUGUUUAAGAGCAGUGUUGAAGUUAAUGUCUGAAUGCUGGGCCCACAAUCCUGCCUCUAGACUUACAGCCUUGAGGAUCAAGAAGACACUUGCCAAGAUGGUGGAAUCACAAGAUGUAAAGAUUUGACAGAAUAAUAUAGUACUGAGGAGCAGAGUUGGACUCCUAGAACUUUUCACCCUGAUAAGGGUGGGAACUAAGUGGGAAGAGGAAGCAACUGAGAUUCAGUCCACUUCCUCAUCUCACUUUUACAGGCUGCUAAUAUUAAAUCUUUCAGUACUUUGUAGAAUAUAAUGCUGAGAGUCUCUGUACACUACAUGCUACAUAUAUGGACAGCCUUGUUUUAAAUAUGCGUAUCAUUUUUGUUUUAAGCUGCAUUGAGACUUCAGUCACACUUAGUGAGUCUCCAGUGAAACUCUGGAUACUGAAUUGCUUUCUGUGAAAGCCUUAAAAAGCUAAAUGGAUUCAACAGAGAUGGAGAAAUAUAAGCUUUUUGCCUUCUACCUGAUAAAAACCUAGUUGGUUCAUACCAAGACUUUUUGAAAUAGCCUGUAGGUUAGGAAUCUGUUUGAGAUACUACUCAGUUUAACAGUUCCUAUGCCUUUUAUGGGUCUUUUAUGUGUGUGCCAGGAUUCUUUGGCUGCCAUUUGGGAUAGAUGAUAAUUUAAAUUCACAGAAAGACUUAUGGUCAGGGCCCCAUAUGUUCCCUGAUUCCACAGUUUCAGGAUUUGCCACAGAAUUCAUCCCUCGACACAGAAUUGUGCUCCAGAAUCUCAAUUUUCAUGUUGAAAUAAUUACAUUUCUGUGCUGUUUUGGUUGCAAAGAGGACCUCAGAAAUGUGAACAGUGUAAACCAAUGUCCAUCUGAGGGCUUGUAUACAUGGUUCAGCAAUGCGCACACUAGAGGAGUGUGAUUUCUAAAGUAUACUGACUGAUCCAUGUAGAUCCUGCUGGCACACACUAUAAGUUUCCUAGGGUGCUUAAUGUACAUGCUGCUUGUUAACAUGCACUAGGAAACUUUUUAGUGUAUGCCAGCAGGGUUGUUGCAGGCCAGUAAGCGUGCAGCACAUGAGUGCAUUUUAGAAAUCACAUUUCUCUAGUGUGCAUUGCCUCACUGUGGAGACAGGCCCUGAGUCUGCAGAAAGCCUGAAACAGUGACUGAG